Messenger RNA from Chrysochloris asiatica (Cape golden mole), 2052 nucleotides. RefSeq names its product A kinase (PRKA) anchor protein 8 (gene AKAP8). Gene Ontology annotation, molecular function: DNA binding; protein kinase A regulatory subunit binding. Gene Ontology annotation, cellular component: nuclear matrix; nucleus. The record is from RefSeq and is a predicted model, not a curated record. The transcript has 14 exons. Bases 1 to 2052 code for a protein of 683 amino acids. Lineage: Eukaryota; Metazoa; Chordata; Mammalia; Afrosoricida; Chrysochloridae.
AUGGAGCAGGGCUACGGAGGCUAUGGGGCGUGGAGUGCUGGAGCUGCCAACACCCAGGGUGCAUAUGGAAGUGGUGUGGCCAGUUGGCAAGGUUAUGAGAACUACAACUACUAUGGGUCCCAGAACUCCAGUGUGAGUGCUGGAGCAACGUACAACUAUGGGCCAGCUUCGUGGGAGGCCGCCAAGACCAGCGAUGGCAGCCUGGCGGCUGCUGGCCCCACCAUACACAUGGCCUCCUAUGGCCCAGGUCCAGACCCAGGCCCCGACAACUCAGACUCCCUCAUCGCCAAGAUCAACCAGCGCCUGGAUAUGCUGUCCAAGGAAGGGAGCCGGGGGACUGGUGGCAGCGGGGAGGGCACCCAGGACCGAGAGAGCUCCUUUCGCUUCCAGGCCUUCGAGUCCUACGACUCCAGGGCCUGCCUGCCUGACCACAACCCCUACCACUCUGGCUAUGGCUAUGAAUAUGACCUGGGCACAGACCGCAACGGCAGCUUCGGCAACCAAUAUAGCGACCCUCGGGACCCUGGCCGGGAGCGAGGCACCAUUGACGGCUAUGUGCGGGGCCGGGGCCAAGGCCAGGGACGUUUCCAGGAUCGGGGCAACCCUGGCACCUUCAUGCGCAGUGACCCCUUCCUGCCGCAGCCCCCAGCUUCCUCGGAGCCCCUGUCUGCUCCCUGGGGCGAGAUGAACUACGGGGCUGGCCGCGGCCUUAGUGGCCCCACCCCCAGCAGGCCAGCGCCUCCACCGCCACCGCCCCUCUUCUCCCAGCCUCUGACCCCCGACUUCAGCAUGAUGGGCAUGCCGGGGGCAGGUGGCUUCAACAGUACCAUGCCAUAUGGCUGUGGCCGAGCCCAGGCCCGGAUCAGGGACCGGCCCCGGUGGCGAGGGUUUGAGCACUGUGGCCCUGAUGGCCCCGGCAGGAAGCGGCGUGUGCCUCAGGCUUAUGAGGAGCCAGAUGCUAAGCAACCCCGGGCAGACAGCGAGGGUGAUUUUUCCGACAAUGAUGAUGGAGCUGGUGACUUCCGGUCGGGAGAUGAAGAAUUCCGGGCUGAGGAUGACUUUGGCGAGUCCUGGAGGCAGAGAGGCGAGAAGGACGAUGAGGAUGAGGAGCUGAAAAAGCGAAGAGAGAAGCAGAGAAGAAGAGACAGGAUGCGGGACCGAGCUGCUGACAGGAUCCAGUUUGCCUGUUCUGUGUGCAAGUUCCGCAGCUUUGAGGAUGAGGAGAUCCAGAAACACCUGCAGAGCAAAUUUCACAAGGAGACUCUGCGCUUCAUCAGCACCAAGCUGCCGGACCGGACAGUCGAGUUCCUCCAGGAAUACAUCGUAAACAGGAACAAGAAGAUAGAGAAGCGACGUCAGGAAAUGAUGGAAAAGGAGAAUGGCAAACCCAAGCCGGAUCCUUUCAAAGGCAUAGGCCAGGAGCACUUCUUCAAGCGGAUUGAGGCUGCCCACUGCCUGGCCUGUGACAUGCUUAUCCCUGCUCGGCACCAACUGCUACAGCGACACCUUCAUUCCCCGGACCACAACCACAACCGCCGAUUGGCUGCUGAACAGUUCAAGAAAACGAGUCUCCACGUGGCCAAGAGUGUUUUGAACAACCGACACAUCGUGAAGAUGCUGGAAAAAUACCUCAGGGGCGAGGACCCUUUCACCAAUGAAGCUGUUGAUCCAGAAGCUGAAGGGGAGGACAGUCUAGGUGGUGAUGAUAAGAAGGAGACGCCUGAGGAGGUGGCUGCAGAAGUCUUAGCCGAGGUCAUCACAGCAGCUGUGAAGGCUGUGGAUGGGGACGGAGCAGCUCCAGAGAGCAGUGAGGGACCAGCUGCAGUGGAAGGCCUCAUGGACACAGCUGAGGCCAGUGGAGGGCCCCUCCCUGAACAGCCGGCAGCCGAUGGGACAGCCUGUGGAGCAGCUGAGGAGGAAAACCCCAGUGGAGCGGUGGAAGCCUCAGCAACAGGAGCCACAGAGGCAGAAAACCCUGGAACCGACCCCAUUCCUGACCAACAUACUGGAGAAAGCCAAGUGGAACAGACUGAUGCCAAUCCCAAGGAAUGA